GAACGUCCAAAAAGGCCGACAGAUGGCAAUGUUUAUUUGUUUUAUUUGCUCCGUUAGACCACCCUAUUUUAACUGAUGGAGAACGAUAAAUAAAUGACUUAGUGCAAGUCAUUCAGGGGCAAAAUUAACUAAAGCUGUAGUUGUCAGUGUUAUCCGAGCGAGGGCGAAGGUGCACGACCCGUGUCCCAACUUGUCAAGAAAGUUUGGGCCGCCCUUGUGGCGCAUAAUGUCGGGGAGAUCCUGCUCUUCAGCUGUCAGUUGAAUUGUCCGCGGGGUAUUUGCGUGAAAUCAUGCUGUGCGUCCUCACCAGAACUGCGACAAGGACGGGGCUGGUGAAGCCCUGCCGUCGGCUGAGUCCAUUGCCGGUUGUCCAGAUUUCGGAGCGGCCGCUGGUCCAUCAGGAGAGUCUGCCGAAGCUGCCGGUUCCGCCGCUGAAGCAGACGUGCGCGCGGUAUCUGGCCUCGCUCGAGCCGCUGAUCAGCGAGGAGGAGAUGACGCACACGCGCGAGCUGAUGGACGACUUCCUGCGGCCCGGCGGCGUCGGAGAGAGACUGCAGAAGAGCCUCGAGCGCCGGGCGCGCAAAACCGACAACUGGCUCUCUGACUGGUGGAUGCAGUCGGCCUACCUGGACUCUCGAAUGCCUGUGGCGAUGUACACAAGCCCAGGGGUCGUUUUACCUAAAAUGCACUUCCAAGACCGUCAGGGACAAAUAAGGUUUGCUUCUAAACUUAUUGCUGGGGUUUUGGAUUUCAAAAGCAUGAUUGAUAGUGAAACAUUGCCUGUGGAAUAUCUGGGUGGCAAGCCUUUGUGCAUGGAUCAGUAUUACCAGGUGCUGACUUCAUGUCGGAUCCCUGGACCCAAGAGAGACACCGUAGUGAACUACGCUAUCGGAAAGACCCCUCCUUCCCACAUCACAGUGGUCCACAACUUUCAGUUCUUUGUUCUGGAUGUGUACAACAGCGAUGGUUCACCACUGACUGUAGAUCAGAUCUAUGUUCAGCUGGAGAAGAUCUGGAACUCUUCCCUUCAGACCAAUAAAGAGCCAGUUGGCAUCCUGACCUCCAACCACCGUAACACCUGGGGCAAGGCCUACAACAACCUUAUCAAGGACAAGACAAAUAAGGAGUCAGUGAGGGCAAUCCAGAAGAGCAUCUUCACAGUUUGUCUUGAUGCACCAAUGCCACGCGUGUCAGAUGAGAUGUACCAUAACAAGGUGGCCGCUCAAAUGCUCCAUGGUGGAGGAAGUCGCUGGAACAGUGGGAACCGCUGGUUUGACAAAACACUGCAGUUCAUAGUUGGAGAGGACGGAUCAUGUGGACUCACCUAUGAACAUGCUCCGGCUGAGGGACCUCCCAUUGUUUUCCUGGUGGACCAUGUUGUUGACUAUAUGAAGAGAUCUGAGACGGUACGAACUCCCAUGAUUCCACUUCCUAUGCCACAAAAACUUCGAUUCAACAUCACACCAGAAAUCAAGAAGGACAUUGAGAAAGCCAAACAAAACAUGAACAUAAUGGUGCAUGAACUGGACGUUCGAGUGCUCAACUUCACAAACUAUGGAAGAAAAUUCCCAAAGUCUCAUAAAAUGAGUCCUGACGCAUUCAUCCAAAUGGCUCUGCAGUUGGCAUACUAUAGGAUGUAUCAGACCUGCUGUCCGACCUACGAAAGUGCCUCCUUACGCAUGUUUAGAUUGGGCAGAACUGAAGCCAUUCGAUCCACCACCACAGAAUCGCUCCAGUUCACAAAAGCCAUGGAUGAUCCAUCAAAACAUAAUAGUGAGAAAGCAGCACUGCUCGAAAAGGCCAUCAAAGUACACAGAGAGCACACACACAUGGCCAUUCAUGGGCAGGGUAUAGAGAGGCACAUGCUGGGUUUAAAGAUGAUGGCCAUUGAGGAUCUGACAUCUUUACCUGAGAUAUUCAUGGACACGUCGUUCGCUGUCUCUACACAUUUUAAUCUCUACACAAGUCAGGUUGGAUCAAAGACAGACUGUGUUAUGUGUUUCGGACCCAUGGUUCCUGAUGGUUAUGGUAUCUGCUACAACCCCAUGGAUGACCAUAUCAACUUUGCUGUUACUGCCUUCAACAGCUGUGAGGAAACAAAUGCCACGAAACUGUCACAGUUUCUAGAAGACUCGCUUCUGGACAUGAAGACUCUUCUGGAGCAGGUUUCUAAGACCCAGUGAGUGAUGGCAGAAGAAACUCUCACAGGAGCCCCAAAACACUUUCAGACUGGAGGCUUUCAGUGUCAUUAGCCUGACAUAUUGGUAAUAUUGGUUUUAUAUUGGUAUUCCAUAUGUGUGUUUUUCUUUUUAUUAUGUAGAGAAUAUAGGUAACUAAGAACACCAUUCUUAGGUUGAUUCCCUUGAAACGUGGAAACAUUGUGACUCUGUGGUGCAUAAAAUUUGUUUGAGCAACUCGACAAGCCUGACACAGUGACAAUGACCGAGUAGUGCGAGUUUGAGGCUUAACUAUCUCCAACCGCUGGACAUCAGAAAACCAGUUUGAAAACAGUCAUUAUUUUACACUUCAGCUUUCAGUAAAGUGAUGGACUAAGAGGCUGCUACAAACAUAAACAAGGACAGCCAGAAACACAGACUCAUUCUGUUUUUAUUUCAGUUUCAACUGUAAAAAUGGUAAAUGUGAGAAUGCUCUUGAUAUUAUUCAGUGCCAUAUCAUGUGAUACUUAAGUAUACUUCAGUUUUUUUACACAUAUGCUAGGGUGUGUACAGUGACACGAUUUUUGGCUUCAGCACAGUUUGUUCAUACUGUACAAGUGCAGUCCAAUAUUUUGUGCACUUAUUACUUUGCCACUAUGUGGCAACACUGGCCUGGGCCUGUUUCACAAUCAGAAAAGAAACAGGGGAGACAGAACAAGAACAAGAAUCAUGAAAACAAACUGCUGAAGAUGGCAAAAACAAUGUGCAUGCUUACUAACAAGCACUUGUGCGAAGGGAUUAAAGCACUCGAAACUCAAGUUUAAGUGAGUAAAAAGACAUUUUUAUCUUUCAUAACUUCUGGAGAGAAAAAGCACAGAUACUGGACAAGGAUUAAUGUUUCUAGUACACAAGUGCACGUGUUUCUAGUGAUGAGUGACUGUGUUCUCGCAUGUGAUCACUUUGAAAGUCUGUCCAUUCGCUAACAUACAUGUAAAAAAAUUGAAGUAUUCAUAGUAAACUUAGUAGUUUCACAAAUGGUAAAGUAAGACUGUUAUGCUAAACUCAGAGCCAUGUGGACUUUUUCUAAAUCAGUAAAAUAUCAGAAAAAUAUAUUAUGAUUUAUUUUGUGCUGAUAUAUUAGCAGUAGACUUGACACACAUUAUUGUCAGUUUACAUAGAUUAGCUCGUUCUCAUUACAAUAAAUAUAUAAAGCACUUAUAUAUAAAACAGUUAAAAACUGUUUGUGUAAAAUGAUGUGAUUAUAUGAUAUACAGUUAAUAAAUCCUAUCUUCAGUUCUGA
Messenger RNA from Cyprinus carpio (common carp), 3456 nucleotides. Its product is annotated as carnitine O-acetyltransferase-like. Gene Ontology annotation, cellular component: peroxisome. The record is from RefSeq and is a predicted model, not a curated record. Gene Ontology annotation, molecular function: carnitine O-acetyltransferase activity. Gene Ontology annotation, biological process: carnitine metabolic process, CoA-linked. Lineage: Eukaryota; Metazoa; Chordata; Actinopteri; Cypriniformes; Cyprinidae.